AUGAGGGACAACCUGACCUGGGUGAGUGAGUUUGUCCUAAUGGGGCUCUCCAGUGACAGGCAGAUCCAGGCUGGACUCUUUGUCUUGUUUGGGGCUGCGUAUCUGCUGACCCUGGUUGGCAACGGGCUCAUCAUCUUCCUGAUUGUGCUGGAUACACGACUGCACCUGCCCAUGUACUUCUUCCUCUGCAACCUGGCCGUGGUGGACAUUGGCUGCACCUCCAGUGGGAUUCCCCAGAUGCUGGUGCACUUCCUCCUGGAGAAGAAGACCAUCUCCUUCACCCGAUUUGCAACCCAGAUCUUCUUCUCACUGGCCCUUGGGGGCACUGAGUUCCUGGUGCUGGCAGCAAUGGCCUAUGACCUUUACUCAGCAGUCUGUGACCUGCUGCACUAUGUGGCAGUGAUGGGCUCGAGGCACUGUGUGGUGCUGGCAGCUGUCUCUUGGCUCAUGGGCCUGGCUAAUUCCGCUGUGGAGACAGCAGUCACCAUGCGCCUGCCCACCUGUGGGCACCACGUGCUGAACCAUGUGGUCUGUGAGACACUGGCACUGGUCAGAUUGGCCUGCGUGGACGUCACCCUCAACAAGGUGGUCAUAAUGGCCUCCAGCGUGGUGGUGCUGCUGGUGCCCUGCUGUCUGGUCUCCCUGUCCUAUGCCCACAUUGUGGCUGUCAUCCUGCAGAUCCGUGCAACCGGGGGAAGCUGCAAAGCCUUUGGGACCUGUGUCUCCCAUCUCACUGUGGUCUCCAUGUCUUAUGGGAGGGCCUUGGUUACCCACAUGCAGCCCAGCUCCAUAGUCUUAACCAAGCAGGACAAGGUGGUAGCACUCUUUUACGCUUUGGUGACUCCCAUGUUGAAUCCGCUCAUCUAUAGUCUGAGGAACCAGGAAAUGAAGGCUGCUCUGAGUCGAGUUCUGAUGAGGACUUCUGAAUCAAAGCUUUAG
Messenger RNA from Diceros bicornis minor, 939 nucleotides. RefSeq names its product olfactory receptor 2F1-like. Bases 1 to 939 code for a protein of 312 amino acids. The record is from RefSeq and is a predicted model, not a curated record. The transcript has a single exon. Gene Ontology annotation, molecular function: olfactory receptor activity; G protein-coupled receptor activity. Gene Ontology annotation, biological process: G protein-coupled receptor signaling pathway. Lineage: Eukaryota; Metazoa; Chordata; Mammalia; Perissodactyla; Rhinocerotidae. Gene Ontology annotation, cellular component: membrane.